CAAUAUAAAAACAACCAGUACAACCAACACAUCUUAUCCCUAAAGAUGACCCUCCAUAAAGCCUCUCAGAUCCUCCUCCUAGAUGGCGGCCUCGGAACUACGCUGGUAGACUCCUAUAGCUGCGUCUUUGAUGAGCGCACGCCACUCUGGUCGUCGCAGCUACUGCUAUCCAGCCCCUCUACUCUUAAAGAUGUGCAAACUGCCUUUGCCCGUGCAGGUGCCGACAUCCUGCUUACUGCUACCUAUCAAGCGUCCUUGGAAGGUUUUGCACGGUGCGACGUCCCUAAACAAGAGGCGACCCGCUACAUGCGUUCCGCCGUUAAGAUCGCACGCGCUGCGUUUGAAGGGCGGAGCGGCCGGCUAGCAUUGAGUCUCGGUGCGUAUGGCGCGACUAUGAUCCCGGGGCAGGAGUAUAGCGGGAGAUAUGGGGAUCGUGUGAGGGCGGAGUGGUUGCGGGAGUGGCAUCUUCAGAGGGUAAGGCUAUUUUAUGAUGGGAUGGAGACGCCAGUGACGGAAAGAUGUUGGGAGGAGAUUGACUUUCUAGCUUUUGAGACGCUGCCGUUGCUAUCUGAGGUCUCGGCUGUGAGAGAAGCAAUGGGUGCAGUCGCAAGAGAGGUUUGGGGAUGCGAGAAGGAAUUUUGGAUUAGUUGUGUAUUCCCUGGCGAGGGAAAUGUAUUGCCGGAUGGGAGUUCUGUGGAACAGGUUGUGAGAGCCAUGCUUGGGAAGAAGGAGGGAGCGGCGAGUCCUAGCGGAGUUGGCAUUAAUUGUACUCGGCUAGGAAAAGUAGAGGGGUUGAUUAUGGAGUUUGAGAAAGCGGUUAAUAGGAUGGUGGAUGCUAGUGAAGUUGAUCAAUGGCCAGAUCUGGUGAUAUAUCCGGAUGCAACGAAUGGAGAAGUGUACAACACGACGACGAUGCAGUGGGAAACCGGCAAGAACGGAUCGAAUUCGACUCUAUGGGAUGAAACAUUGUUCGAUAUUGUUAGCCGCGCACGAGAUCGAGAGUCGUGGAGGUCCAUUAUUGUUGGUGGUUGUUGCAAGAGCACACCCGUUCAUAUAGCGAAACUUCGAAAUAGAAUAGAUGGGAUAGUGCGGACAUGAGACUUAAAAGCAUAUCCUCCACUCUUAUGCUUUUGCUACCGCUGUUGGAUUUAAGGGUGACUAAAAUGAUGUAGCCUGACCUACUGAUCGUAGGCAAGCGAGAUGCGUAAAACAGGGACGAAAGCUGCCCUUUUCAGCAGCCUCCUUGCUAUCACAUUGUUGAAUGGAG
Messenger RNA from Pseudogymnoascus verrucosus, 1267 nucleotides. RefSeq lists its product as uncharacterized. The coding region runs from base 46 to 1098 and encodes 350 amino acids. Lineage: Eukaryota; Fungi; Ascomycota; Leotiomycetes; Thelebolales; Thelebolaceae. Gene Ontology annotation, biological process: S-methylmethionine cycle. Gene Ontology annotation, molecular function: S-adenosylmethionine-homocysteine S-methyltransferase activity. The record is from RefSeq and is a predicted model, not a curated record. The transcript has 2 exons.